This is a messenger RNA of Rosa rugosa (rugosa rose), 614 nucleotides long. Its product is annotated as protein NIM1-INTERACTING 3-like. The transcript has a single exon. Gene Ontology annotation, biological process: regulation of systemic acquired resistance. The record is from RefSeq and is a predicted model, not a curated record. Lineage: Eukaryota; Viridiplantae; Streptophyta; Magnoliopsida; Rosales; Rosaceae. The coding region runs from base 113 to 460 and encodes 115 amino acids.
UUCUCAUCUCUCUAACUGACACACAACUCCUUCAGCAAUAAGCAAUAUACAGAAAACAAAUUCUAGUUUGCUUCUCUCUCUCUUUUUCUAGCUUUCUUUCUUUCUCUUCUUUAUGGAAGGAGACAGAAAGAAGAGGAAGAUGGAUUACGAAGAAGAGGAUGAAGAGGAAAAGAUUGAGAAGUUCUUUGCUCUGAUUAAGAGUACAAGGCAGGUGUGUGAGAUGCUCAGGGGCAGCUCGAACUGGCCAUUGAAGAAGAAAGAUCAGAAUAAGAAGGAAGAGGAUCGAGAGAAGAGAACCGGCGGUGCUUGGAACCCGGCAUUUCAACCAGAAGACUUCCUUGAUCAAGAUGAUAAAGCCACUAGUGAUGGUCAUGGUGCAGGUCCUUCGAAGAAUCAAGAAGAAGACAAAAAGGAAGAAGAUAAAGGAGGUGAUGGUUUAGACCUGAAGCUUUCUCUGUAGGAAGUUCGGAACUGUGAAAGUGUAGUAUUUGAAAACUUGGAACUUGGAAGGCAGGUCGAAUAUUGACCUAACAGUGAAUGAACCUUCCUCUAUAUUCUUCAGGUUUGACUUGUGUUCUAUAUUUUAAGAAAUUAAGCACCCAUUAAGCUACUAA